This is a messenger RNA of Aspergillus campestris IBT 28561, 1512 nucleotides long. RefSeq names its product glycosyltransferase family 15 protein. The record is from RefSeq and is a predicted model, not a curated record. The transcript has 5 exons. Gene Ontology annotation, biological process: protein N-linked glycosylation; cell wall mannoprotein biosynthetic process. Bases 1 to 1512 code for a protein of 503 amino acids. Gene Ontology annotation, molecular function: alpha-1,2-mannosyltransferase activity. Lineage: Eukaryota; Fungi; Ascomycota; Eurotiomycetes; Eurotiales; Aspergillaceae. Gene Ontology annotation, cellular component: Golgi apparatus; membrane.
AUGGGCCUGAUUCAGCGGGUAGCGAAAUGGGUGCCCUCCGCGCCCAGUCUACCCCUAGAUGAUCUGCCGCGCGAGAAAGGCCACUAUUCCCCCCGACUCGCCUUUUUCAAGCGGAGGAUUCGAUUGAAGGGCAACUCAUCCGUGGCCAUCCCCUUGGGGUUUGUGUUACUAUUCCCCUGUCUUGUAAUAAUUCUCAUUCUCCUGUUAUUCGUUCGACAUCCCUCGUCUUCCGGGGGCAUCUUGAUCCCGGCCGGCACGCCGCCGUCGAUAAGGAAAAUCAGCGAAAAGUAUGAUAAGGUCUUUGCGACGGGAUGUCUGCCGGUGGAGAAGCAAGAGGGCCCCCGAGCCAACGCGGCCUUCGUCGUCCUUGCCAGAAACAAGGAGAUCGACGGCGUGAUCCAGUCCCUCAAGUCGAUUGAGCGCCAUUUCAAUCGGUGGUUCCACUACCCCUACGUGUUCUUAAACGACGCCGAAUUCGACGACGCUUUCAAAGAUACGGUGAAGAACUAUACGAGUGCCCCGGUGGAGUUCGGGAAGAUCGACGACAGCAUGUGGGGUUACCCCGACUGGGUCGACCACGAGGUCGCCAAGGAAGGCAUCCGGAAGCAGGGAGAUGCCGCCAUCAUGUACGGAGGCAUGGAGAGCUAUCACCACAUGUGCCGAUUCUACUCUGGUCAAUUCUACAAGCAUCCUCUGCUCUUGAAGUACGAAUGGUACUGGCGUUUGGAGCCCGAAAUCUCCUAUUUCUGCGACAUCACAUACGAUCCUUUCGUCAAGAUGGCUGAAGCCAACAAAACCUACGGCUUCACGAUCGCGGUCAAAGAACUGCGCGAGACCGUCCCGAAUAUCUUCCGCUACGCAUCCGCCUACAAACGAAAGAACAACCUGCCGUCCAAGGGCCUGUGGGAGAUGUUCCUCGAAAAGCCCGAGAAGGAGGAAGAGAAGCCCGCGGGCGAAAAGCAGGACAAAUUGCCCGAAGAGAUCCUGCAAAACGAGCCGGGCGACAACACCGUGCCCGAGGUUGACCCCGAGGCUAUGGAAGGCGAGUCCUACAACAUGUGCCAUUUCUGGAGCAACUUUGAGAUUGCUCGCCUGGACUGGUUCCGGAGCAAGGAGUACGAAGAGUUCUUUGACAUGAUGGACAAGAGUGGGGGUUUCUGGACGGAAAGAUGGGGUGAUGCUCCCAUCCAUUCGCUCGCCGCUGGCGCCCUUCUGGCCCCCUCGGAUAUCCACUAUUUCCGGGACUUUGGAUACCGACACACCACUAUCCAGCACUGUCCCGCCAAUGCCCCGGCUCGUCAACUACCCCGGAUCCCCUGGCUGGAGAUGACGACGGAGGAUGAAAAGGCGCGCAUUGAGGAAGAUGAAUACUGGGCGAACGCCGACCCGGUGAAGGAGAACGGCGUAGGAUGCCGGUGCCGGUGCGAUACAGAUAUUGUGGAUGUGGAAGGCAAACAGGGCAGUUGCCUUCCGGAGUGGGUUGAAGUUGCGGGCGGUUGGGCGUCUCCUUAA